UUUCGGUCCUACCUUGGCUAGGGUUCCAUAAUCGACAAUUGUGAAGCACUGUUUUGUUCAUCAUCUGCAUUUGGAGUUGUAACCUUCCAUCGUUCGUAUCUCUCUUCCACCACAACUGCGCCGACAUCACUCAAUCUAAUGGCACCUCCUCCAGGACCUUAUUCCGGUGCCAGCACCCUAGCUUUGGUCGCUAGAGCUUCCGCUUUCUCCUUCGGUGUUGUUUAUGGAAGCAUCAAGCUCAAGUACCUUAAGGCAAAAGCCAAGUCUCAUAAAAAAGCUCAGGAGAAGGCUCAUCACUGAAAAAGAGAGAGAUGCCUGGGUUGUUAUCUUUCUGAGGAUGGAGUAGAUAACUGAAAUAAUUCAUGACAACAAACUGUACCAUGUCUUCUCCCAUUUUUUUUUCUGGUUUAAGCUUUGGACAAUCUUGAAGCAUUGAGUUUAAUGCAUUAUGAAAAUAUUCAAUAUUUUGCCUUGUUAUAAUAAAUACGAUGUGUUUUUUUUA
Molecule: messenger RNA, 502 nt
Organism: Vigna umbellata (rice bean)
Lineage: Eukaryota; Viridiplantae; Streptophyta; Magnoliopsida; Fabales; Fabaceae
Biological process (GO): proton motive force-driven ATP synthesis
Molecular function (GO): proton transmembrane transporter activity
Source: RefSeq, a predicted model, not a curated record